Messenger RNA from Candidula unifasciata, 1175 nucleotides. The record is from the annotation of a GenBank genome assembly. NCBI's taxonomy places the organism in Eukaryota, Metazoa, Mollusca, Gastropoda, Stylommatophora, Geomitridae.
AUGAGAAGAGGCUGUUUAGUUCUUCAGAAGAAUAUACAAUCAUUAUGGGCAGUUUGGAAACAAUGCCAUUCAACAGCAGCUUUGUAUGUUCAUUGGCCUUAUUGUAAAAGGAGGUGUACCUACUGCAAUUUUAACAAAUAUGUUGACAAAUCUGUUGAUCACCAGCGUAUGAAGGCAUGUCUGAUCAAGGAAGCAGAAACACUCAUGGGCAUGGCUGGUGUUAUAGAAAUCACCUCAGUGUUUUUCGGUGGAGGCACUCCAAGUCUGGCAAAGCCAGAGACCAUUGAAUAUUUUUUAGAUGCAGUUUGUCACAGAGCUUUCAUAUCAGACAAGUCAGAAAUUAGCAUGGAAAUUAAUCCAACCUCUCUGGAAAUAGAAAAUUUAAGGUUGUUUAAAGGUGCUGGAGUUAAUAGAGUGUCUAUAGGAGUACAGACUCUGAAUAAAACAGGUCUGCAGAUCCUCGGUAGAGACCACACAGCUUAUGAGAGUUUAAGAUGUUUGGAAAUGGCAAAAGUUCUAUUUCCUGGCCGUGUGUCUGUGGAUUUAAUUUUUGGCUGGCCGGGACAGACUUUGGAUAUGUGGUUGGCAGAGCUUGACCAAGUGAUCUCUUACUGUGACAAUCACGUAUCACUGUACCAGCUAACCCUUGAGAGAGGAACACAACUCUUCAAGCAAAUUCAGAGUGGACAUUUGAUAUCAGUUGAUCCCUCAGUUGUGGAAGACAUGUACCUUCAGGCUGUAAAAAUGUUGGCUGGUAGAGGUUUCGAAAGAUAUGAAGUCUCUAACUUUGCAAGACAUAACAGCUACAGUCAACAUAAUCUGUCGUACUGGACAGGUCAUCAGUAUAUUGGAGUAGGACCAGGUGCGCAUGGAAGAUUCAAACCUGUAAACAAGGAGUGUAGAGAAGCAAGAAUCCAGACUCUUGAGCCAAACAAUUGGAUGUUGGAAAUAGAACAUUGUGGCCAUGCAACACGAAAGUCAUCUGCAUUAAGUAUACUACAGCAGUUAGAAGAGCUGCUUGCUGUUGGUCUUCGAAUUAAGUGGGGAAUUACCAGUGAUGUCAGGUCUAGGAAAUACCCAGAAAGGAGUUUUGCAGAAAUGCUUCUGCCAUCAUCACGUGUGGAAGAUUUAGUUCAUCAAGGGCUUCUCAUAUUUAAUGAUGAUAUUACAGGAAG